Messenger RNA from Mauremys mutica (yellowpond turtle), 445 nucleotides. Its product is annotated as gallinacin-13-like. The record is from RefSeq and is a predicted model, not a curated record. Bases 1 to 246 code for a protein of 81 amino acids. NCBI's taxonomy places the organism in Eukaryota, Metazoa, Chordata, Testudines, Geoemydidae. Gene Ontology annotation, biological process: defense response to bacterium; cell chemotaxis. Gene Ontology annotation, molecular function: CCR6 chemokine receptor binding; chemoattractant activity. The transcript is spliced from 4 exons.
AUGGAGAUCCUUUACAUUCUGUUUGUGGUUCUCUUCUUGGUCUCCCUGGCGACUGCAGGACACCGGCGGUUUCCAGACACCCAGUCUUGCAUCAGACGUGAUGGUUACUGUAAAGCAAAAUGCACGAAGAUCGGUAGCCGGGAUGAGGUCGAGCUGGGGACCUGCAAGAAUGGAAGGCAGAAAUGCUGCCGACCUAAGCAUCUGCUCUCCAACUACACUGGGCUCCUAGCCAACCUUCAGCCAUGAGGCUCCUCUACACUUUGCUGUUGUCUUCUUAGACUCCGUGGCUACUCCAGGAGAUGAGCACCCUUGAAUACACACGUCACUGCAGCCAUCCUGGUAGUGACUGUAAAUGGGCCCAUACUCGGUGUGAAUUCAUUGUUGAAACUUCUGAGGGGAAGAGAUGCUGUUUGGAUAUGCUGUGUGGCCCUAAUCAGAGCAGAAG